CUUUAUUUCCAGCUUAUGGAAAAUGCUGUUUAUACUUUUGGACAGCUGUUUUCUCCAAACCUGCAAGGAGACACAGCAAAAAUUGCAACAGCCAUUGAAAAAGUCAAACUGAGAGUACUAAAGCAAUAUGAUUAUGACAGUAGCACUGUCCGGAAGAAGAUAUUUCAGGAAGCAUUGGUAGAGAUCACAUUACCCACAAUGCAGAAGACACUGGCUUCACUAUGCAAACCAGAGCUGCAGAAAUAUGAACAGUUUAUCUUUGCAGAUUAUACCAGUGUGAUACAAGUAGAGAAUGUCUAUGAAGAAAUUUUAUAUCACACCUUGCUUGAUGAAACCUUAAAAGUGAUAAAAGAAGCUGCCAGCUUGAAGAAACACAACCUUUUUGAGGACAGUCUCAACAUGCCUUGUGAAAGUGUGUCCAGUUUAACUGACUUGAAGACCCCUUCAGGAUCAACACAAACCACCCCAGCUAAGAAACCAUCCACCACCCUUACGGAAAUAUCAGAUACUGAAACUCAAAAUGAAGAGGUGGUUGUUUUGGCAGAAAAUAUUUCCCAGGAAGAAUGUUAUGAUGCUGGAAAGGCAAAUGAUGAAGGAACAACUGUCGACAUGCCUAACAUUCCUGAAACCAUUAGUGAAAAAAUUAUCUUUACAGACACGACUGAUAAAAAGGAGUCCCAAUCUUCUACUCCUAGGGAAGAAGAGGCUGUAGAGGAAAAAAUAAUUUCCCAAAAUGAAAAUACAGUGGAGGCAGAGUUUGGGGGGAAAACUGAAAAAGAAAGUCAGGUACAAGAAGAGGCUAUGGAGGAGAAGGUAACUUUCAAGAAUGAAAAUGAAGUGACUGAUGUCACUGAGAAAGCAAGCCAGGUACAGGAAGAGGCAGUGGAGGAGAGGGUAAGUUCUGGGAAGGAGGGUGUGGUGGAGGAAAAGAUUGCCAGAGACCCAGGGCAAGGAAGUCAGGUAGAAGAGGAGUCUGUGGUAGAGAAGGUAAUUUCACACAGUGAGUGUGCACUGGAGGCUGUGUUUCCAGGCCAGCCUGAUAAAGAAGGUUGGGUCCAAGAGGAGGCUGGGGAGAAGAAGCUAAGUUCUGAAAAUGGUGUAGAGGUUGCAGAUAACACUGGAAACGAAAGUCAAGAACAGGAGGAGGGUGUGGAGAAGGAGGUAAGGCUGCAGAGUGAGCGUGCAGGGGAAGUCGAGUUUUCAGGAGAGUCACCUUAUAAAGAAGGUGAGGUAAAAAAAGAGGCAAUGGCAAAGAUGGCAAGUUCUGGGAAUGAGGGUGAAACAGAAAUAGAGUUUACCAGGGACACUGAGAAACAGUUUCAGGUUCAAGAGAAGAUAGCAGAGGAAAAGGUAAGUUCACAGGGUGUGGAUGCACUGGAGUCUGUAUCUGCAGAGCAGCCUAAUAAAGAAGGCCAGGAACACAGGGAGGCAGUGGAGGAGAAAACAAGUUCUGAGCAUGAAGACGAAGUGGAGAUUGGAGAUAACACCAAGACAAUAAGUCGGGUGCAAAAGGCAGCUGUAGAGAAAGUUCCUGCCCAGACACAGGAUGCAAGAGAGGCAGAGUUUUCAGGGCAUCCUGGUGAAGAAAGUCAAGAGCAAAAGGAGGUUGCGGAUGAAAAGGUAUACUCUCAUAGUGAAGAUGCAGGGAAGUUGGAAAUUACAGGAGACACUGAAAAAGAAGGUCAAAUACAAGAUGAGGGCAGGGACCAGAAAGUAAGCUCCCAAGGUAAAGAUGCAGUCAAGUCAGAGAUUGGUGAAAAAAUAGGCAAAGAAGGUCAAGUACAAAAGGAGGUUAUGGAGGAGACAGUAACUGUGUAUAAUGAGAAUGCAGAGGGGGCAGACACAGCUGGGAGUACUGAUAAAGGAAGUGAGAUCCCCAAGCAAGUUGCAGAGCAGGAGGUAAGUUCACAGACUGAGGAUGCAGCAGAGGCAGUGUCUCCAGGGAAGCUUGAGAGAGAUAGUCAGGGUCAAGAGGGAGCAGUGGUAGGGAAUUUAAUAUCCCUGAGUGAGGAAGCAGUGGAACCAAAGACUGAAGAUGUCACUAAGAAAACAAGCCAAAUGCAGGAGGAGGUGGAGGAGAAAGUAGAUUUUGAGAAAGAGGUUGCAAUGGAGACAGUGUCUGCAGGGCAGCCUGAUAUAAAAAGUCAGGUUCAAGAGGAACCAGUGGAGGAGAACGUAAGUUCUGAGAAGGAGGGAGUGGUAGAGGCAGAAUUUGCCAGUAACACAGAGAGUAAAGGCCAGGUACUGCAGAAAGAAGUGGAGGAAAAUGUAAGUUCAGUGAGGGAGGAUGCACUGGAGAUGGUGCCUGCAGUGCAGCCUGAGAACAGAAAUCUGGCACAGCAGGAGGCAAUGAAGGAAAAGGUAAGUUUUCAGAGUGAGGGUGCAGUGGUGGCAGAGACUGCAGCUGUCACUGAGAGAGAAAGCCAAGUGCAGGAGAAGGAGGUGGAGGAGAAGGUAAGUUCACUGAGCAAGGAUGCAGUGGAGGCAGUGUCUACAGGGCACCGUGAUCCUGAAAGUGAGAUUCCAGAGGAGGCAGUAGAGGAGAGAUUAACAUCCCACCAGAGUGAAGAUGCAGUGGAACCAGAGACUGAACCCAUUACUGAGAAGGAAAGUAAAAUACAGCUGGAGGUUGUGGAAGAGAAAGUAAAUUCUCAGUGUGAGGAUACAGUUGAAGCUAUGUCUGCAGGGCAGACUGAUAUAAAAUGCCAGGUUCAAGAGGAGACAGUGAAGGAGAAGGUAAGUUCUGAGAAGGAAGGUGCAGUGGAGGCAGACUUUACUAGUGACACAGAGGAAGAUGAUCAGGUACAGCAGGAGACAACAGAGGAAAAAGUAAGCUUGCUGAGUGAAGAUGCAGUAGAGGUAGUGUCUGCAGUGCAGCCUGAUAAAGGUCAUGUAGAGCAAGAGGCAGUAGAGAUGGUAAGUUUGCAGAGUGCAAGUGCAGUGGAAGCAGAGUUGGUGGAUGUCACUGAGAGAGAAAAUCCAGGACAGCAGGAGGAGGUGGAGGAAAAGGUAAGUUCAAUCAGUGAGGAUGCAGUUCAGGCAGUGACUACAGGGCAGCCUGACAAAGAAAGCCAGGUUCAAGAGGGAGCAGUAGAAGGGAAUGUAAUAUCCCAGAGUGAAGAGGCAGUGGAGGCAGAGAUUGAAGAUGUCACUAAGAAAGUAAGCCACGUACAGGAGGGGACAGUGGAGGAGCACAUAAGCUCUGAGACAGGGGGUGCAGUGGAGGCAGAGAUUGCCAGAGACACAGGGCAAGGAAGUCCGAUAAAGCAGGAGGCCAUAAGAUCACAAUGUGAGGAUGCACUUGAGGUGGUGUUUGAAGGGCAGCCUGACAGAGAGAGUCAGGUACAAGAAGUAGUGGAGGAGAAGGUAACUUCUGCAAAUGAGGGUGCAGUGGAGGCUGAGGUUGCAGAUAACAUUGACAUGGAGAGUCAGGUUCAAGAGGAGGCAGACGUGGAAGAGACAAGUUCUCAGAGUGGGAAUGCAACAGAGCCAGUGUUUGCAGGGCAGCCUGGUAAACAAUGUUAUGUACACCAGGAGACAGGGGCAGAGCAGGUAAAUUCCAAAAGGGAGGAUGCAGUGGAGCCCGAGUUUGGUGAGAGGACAGAAAAAGUGAAUAACAUACCAGAGGGGGCAGUAGAAGGGAAGGGAAGUUUGCAGAGUGAGGUUGCAGUAGAGGCAGGUAUUGUAGAUAACACUGACAGUGAUAGGGAGGUACAGGAGAAGGAUAUGGGGGAAGAGGUAGCUUCCCAGACUGAAGAUGUAAUGGAAGCAGAGUUUGGUGAGAACACAAAACAAGAAAGUCAGGUUCAAGAGUGUGAGGCAAGUUUAAAACAUGAUGUCGCCGUGGUAGAUGAGUUGGACAAAAGCACUGAAAAGGAGAGUCAGGUUCAAAAAGAGGCUGUGGAAGAGAGGAGAAGAUCCUGGAGUCAGGGUGUAGUGGAAGCGGAUAUUGCAGACAACACUGCAAAAGAAAGUCAGAUAGAAGAGGCAGCUCUGGAGGAGGAGGUAAGUACCCAGAGUGAAGUUACAGUGGCUGAAGAAUUGGACAGGAGCCCUGGAAAAGAGAGUCUGGUUCAAGAGGAGUCUGUAGAGGAAAGAGUAUGCUCACAGAGUGAGGGUGUGCAGGAGACAGAGUUGGAAAUAUACCUUGAGAACAAAAGUCAGGUACGGAAGUGGGCUAUGGAGGAGGUUAUAUCCCAGAGUGAGGAUGCAGAUGAGACGGGGACUGCAGGUAACGUGGAAGAAGAAAGUCAGGGGCAGGAGGAGAGUGUGGGAGAAAUGCUGAGUUAUCAGAAUGGAGAUGCAGUUGAGGCAGAGUCUGGAGGCUGCACAUUAGGAGUUUGUCAGAUUCAAGAGAAGGCUAGGGAGGAGAAGCUGAGUUUCCCAAAUGAAGAUACUGUGGAGGAGGAGUUGGGCAGGAGCAAUGUCAAAGGAAAUAAGGUACAAGAAGUGACUGUGGAGGGAAAGAUGAUAAGUUCUGAGAGUAAAAAUGCAGUGGAGACGGAGUUUGGCAAAAAAACAGAAAAAGAUAACCAGGUGCAAGUUGAGGCUGUGGCAGAGAAGGUAUGUUCGCAGAGCAAGGAUGUAGGUGAGAUGCAGUUUACAUGGCAUCUUGAGAAAGAAGUUCCGGAACAAAAGGGGGCUUUGGAAGGACAGAUCAGUUUUCAGAGUGAAAAUGAAUUGAAGGAAGAGAUUGGUGAAAAAACAGAAAAAGAAAGUCAGGAAACAGAGGAAGCCCUGGAGGAGAAGGUAAGUUCCGAGAAGGAAGGUAUAGUGAAAGUAGAGGCUAGGGCAGACACUGAGACAAAUUGUAAAGUACAAGAAGAGGCUGUGGAAGAGAAGGUAAGUUUGCAAUGUGAACAUACAGUAGAGGCAGAGGUUGGGGGAAACACUGGACAAGAAGAGGAGAGAUCCCUUACAACCCCUGAUAGUGCAAAUGGUAUAAGCGACUUGCUGAUGGUGAUAGCUGACCCAGCAGCCGUUGCUCCAUCUGAGAACAAAAAAGAAGUGGUAAAUGAAUGUAAUAUUUUAAAGUUGCAGGAGCAUGGUGAAGAGUGUGAUGAGAACAGCAAAAAUAAAGAAGAAGGUCAAGCAGAUAAGUUAGUAAGUAAAGAAGUUGAACAUACUGAGCUCAAGAUGGAUCAGCCAUUUUCAUCCAGUUUGGGGACAGAUGAUGUGAAUGUAGUGAUCCUCUCAGAGGAGGGUCAAUGUGGGACUCGAGCAGAAUGUUCAGAGACUUCCAAAGAACUGGGUAGACCUCAAGAGGCAAAUGCAGAAGUGGAAACCAACCAAAGUGUCUGGUAUACAGACAAGGAAAGUUGUGAAGGUCUUGAUCACAAAUUGGAACUACAGGAACUACCUGAAAAUGUAGUUGAGGACAGAAGAUCUGACCUGGAGGAAGAAGGAGUACAUCACACUCAGGCUGGGCCAGUGGAAGCUGGGGCUGAGAGCUUUGCUGAUGAUUCUACUGAAAGUCCCGAUGCAACAAGAAUGGAAAUAACCAUUUUGAGAAUGGAAAACUUAAGAAUAGAAGUGACUGAUGUGCUAGAAAAAGAGGAGGUGAACACUACUACUUCAGUGGGUAGUAAAUCUGUUGCUGAUGGGGAUGAGUGUAAACUAGUAGACAUGCCUUCAAGUGCUGAAAUCACAACCUUGAUGGGAAGUGAAAUUCUUGCAGAGGAGAGCAGGGAGGGUAGUUGUACAGAGCAAUGCUCUGAAUAG
Molecule: messenger RNA, 5721 nt
Organism: Gavialis gangeticus (Gharial)
Lineage: Eukaryota; Metazoa; Chordata; Crocodylia; Gavialidae
Gene: NIBAN1
Product: family with sequence similarity 129 member A
Exons: 5
Source: RefSeq, a predicted model, not a curated record